This is a messenger RNA of Botrytis sinoallii, 1098 nucleotides long. RefSeq lists its product as uncharacterized. Gene Ontology annotation, cellular component: fungal-type vacuole membrane; autophagosome; cytosol. Bases 246 to 617 code for a protein of 123 amino acids. The record is from RefSeq and is a predicted model, not a curated record. Gene Ontology annotation, molecular function: phosphatidylethanolamine binding. The transcript is spliced from 3 exons. Gene Ontology annotation, biological process: cellular response to nitrogen starvation; macroautophagy. NCBI's taxonomy places the organism in Eukaryota, Fungi, Ascomycota, Leotiomycetes, Helotiales, Sclerotiniaceae.
CUGCACUUAGGCAGGCUUUAUAGCCUUUAAUAAUACCUUAUUAGUCUCCCUCUCCAUUACAACUCCCUCCCUACCUCCUCCCUCACACUACCUUUCCCCUCCAUCAUCCAUCCAUCCUCCAUUACAUCAACAACACAACACAACACAACACAACACUUCCAAUAUCAACACUUUCAAAUCGGUUUACCUUUCAACAACCAUCCAACAACUCUUAACCAACAAAUCAUCCAAUAACUUAUUUCAAAAUGCGAUCCAAGUUUAAGGACGAGCACCCAUUCGAGAAGCGCAAGGCUGAAGCUGAACGCAUCCGUCAAAAAUACUCCGACCGUAUCCCCGUAAUCUGCGAGAAGGUCGAGAAGUCCGACAUUGCCACUAUCGACAAGAAGAAGUAUCUCGUUCCCAGCGAUCUCACCGUCGGUCAAUUUGUGUACGUUAUCCGCAAACGUAUCAAGCUUUCCCCGGAAAAGGCCAUCUUCAUUUUUGUCGAUGAGGUCUUACCGCCUACUGCCGCUCUGAUGAGCUCCAUUUACGAGGAGCAUAAGGAUGAGGAUGGAUUCCUAUACAUCUCAUACUCGGGCGAAAACACCUUUGGUGAAGCUUUAGAAGAAGCCAACUAAAUCCCGCUUCCUUAGAAACUUCAGUACAACUCAUCAUAGGCGUUUAUAAGGCGAGGCGGUGAUGGAUAGGCAGGGCAGUGUGACUACGUUACAACCUGGGGCAGUUUUUCUUUUUUACUCGUCGACUUCCAAGUUUUCCCCCUCAAAUACCUUGGGAGCGUACCAACCAACCAUUUCUCACCUACCUCUUCGAUCAUCCUUAGCGCCCUCCCUUACGGUUCGCAGCAAAGGAGAUCAGCAAGAAAAGACUGAUUAUCUGUAUAUGGGAUGAUGGAACAGCUGUGUAUGCUCUUGGGAAGUGGAAAUUUCGGACUUCGAUGUUGUGAAUUAUUCAUAGGGGGUUGUUAUCCUUUCCUUGUUUUCAUGCUUUUAGUGGGAGGGGUUUAUUGGGAAUAGGGACAAUAUGAUACGAUGCUUUCUGCCAACACAUGCAUGGUUUCACAAUGUGCUAAGUACACGUGAAGUCGUUGGGUUCGUGAUU